Molecule: messenger RNA, 7390 nt
Organism: Mizuhopecten yessoensis (Yesso scallop)
Lineage: Eukaryota; Metazoa; Mollusca; Bivalvia; Pectinida; Pectinidae
Product: fasciculation and elongation protein zeta-2-like
Exons: 8
Coding region: 23-1123 (366 amino acids)
Cellular component (GO): axon; cytoplasm
Source: RefSeq, a predicted model, not a curated record
UAUGUCAUGUAUCAGAUGAAAAAUGGCGGAGCUACAAUUCGAAGCUCCGCUUGCUAAAUUUGAAAACGGAGAUUGGAACGAAUAUAACGAAUUUCAAGGUGUAACAGACAUUCAGAACUCAAACAAAGACUACGAAAAAAGAAGAGGAUUAGAUGUAACUGAUAAUGGCGGUUCAGACAAUUUUGUAGACACAUUUUCGGGAUCGCUUGAGGAUUUGGUUCAUACAUUUGAUGAGAAAAUUACGAAGUGUUUUCGAAAUUUCGAGGAGAAUGUUGAUACAAUUGCGCCUGUACAAAUACGAACUCAAGAAGAAAUAAUGACUGAUUGCCAGAUGUGGUGGACAAUUACAGGGAACUUUGGUAACAUCCUUCCGAUAGACUGGUCAAAAUCCUAUGCAAGGGAACUGCAUGCUAAAGUGCUAAAUCUUGGGGAGCGCAAGGAUUGUGUGUCCCCUAAUCUGGACCUGUCUGAUGACGAGGAGCUGGCCCAGGCAUUUGACAUGCAUUCCCUCAUUGUGAGCAGUCUGACCCAGAAUGACUCUGACCACGUAGAAACGGCCGAGGAAGUCAUCAGUGAAAUUGAGUGCAUGAUGCAGGAACCACAGCAUGACAACCCUGCAGAGCUGUACCCUAUAGAGACCGUACCUUAUACUACAAUCAAAGAUUCCCUCCCCUCCUACUCAGAAGCUGAGCUGAAGGGGAUGUCCAACACCAAGCUGAAUGAGGUCCUGGCGGAGUACGAGGUGAUCAUCAAAGAGCUGUCGGAGACGUUGAUCCGUGAACUGGCCCUACGUGACGAAUACGAGUACGAUAAAGAGUUGAAGAACCAGUUCAUCUCUCUGCUCCUCACCAUACAGAAGCGGCGCAGAGAGAGCAAUCUUGACAAAAAGAAGAAGAAAAACAAACCAGCUCCACCCACGUCCAGCGUCAACAAUAACCUGACUAGUCCAGAUGGCCCCAAAACUUUCCUUACAACAGUUAUCCCCUACCACACAUUUGAAGGCCCGCCGAGAUCUGAACAACUCCAAAUUUACAUAAAAAUACUACAGGCCAUAAAUGAAGAUAGUCCAACAGUCCCCACACUUCUGACUGACUACAUCUUGAAAGUUCUCUGCCCGACAUAAGAGCUGUGAGGAUGAGACGAGCACCCAAUAUGUUACAUGCCUAGCCAUUUUGUAUAUACAGCCAUGGUUUCUGUGACACUGCCAACAGCGUUUUCUCAUUUUUGUUGUUGUUUUGACCUCCGGAGCACUUCAGUAAUUACUUGUGUUAUGUUGUUUUCAUGGCAGCUCAGCAGACAUAUUCAGCUUCCCAUUCAUCCUGUACAUACAAGCAGUCAUUGUGUGCUAUAUUAUUUUGUAGACAAAACAUAUUGUAUGUACAUACAAGUUAAGCAUUCAUUGUAUACUAAUCAUCCUGUAAGUGGAAUUGUACAAUAAUUGUACAUCAUUAGCAUUUUCACCCAAAGCAUCGCAAAAGUCUGCACGAUGGUAUUUCAAAGGCCAUUUUCUUUCAUUUUUUUUUUUUUCAAAAUAAAUAAAUAAAUAUUUUAUUCAGCCUGUAUGUAACACUCAAAAAGCUUUUUUCUCAUUGGCUAGGGCAAAGGGCACCGGAAAAUGAUCUUAUUGAGAUGGAAUUACAGUUUGAAGUGCUUAAUGAGAUCUCAUCUUCUUUGAUUCAUAAUUUUUUCGUAAUCAAGUACCAGAUAUAUCGCUCGUAUGACAAAAAACAUCUCACUAUAGCCGAGGACUACAAAAUGUUGGGCAAUAAAAAUGUUCGAUUUAGAAUGCACUUAGGUAUGCUAGUUCGAAAGCAAAGACAUUUCUUUAAAUAUAAAAGAACUUUCUUGUGUCGGUGAGAAUAGGAGAUCAGGGUUCCAAUUCAAGGAUCAUAGUGUUUGGAUAUGUCCCUGGGCCCAGGGUUCCAAUUCAAGGAUCAUAGUGUUUGGAUAUGUCCCUGGGCCCAGGGUUCCAAUUCAAGGAUCAUAGUGUUUGGAUAUGUCCCUGGGCCCAGGGUUCCAAUUCAAGGAUCAUAGUGUUUGGAUAUGUCCCUGGGCCUAGGGUUCCAAUUCAAGGAUCAUAGUGUUUGGAUAUGUCCCUGGGCCCGGGGUUCCAAUUCAAGGAUCAUAGUGUUUGGAUAUGUCCCUGGGCCUGGGGUUCCAAUUCAAGGAUCAUAGUGUUUGGAUAUGUCCCUGGGCCCGGGGUUCCAAUUCAAGGAUCAUAGUGUUUGGAUAUGUCCCUGGGCCUGGUGUUCCAAUUCAAGGAUCAUAGUGUUUGGAUAUGUCCCUGGGCCCGGGGUUCCAAUUCAAGGAUCAUAGUGUUUGGAUAUGUCCCUGGGCCUGGUGUUCCAAUUCAAGGAUCAUAGUGUUUGGAUAUGUCCCUGGGCCCGGGGUUCCAAUUCAAGGAUCAUAGUGUUUGGAUAUGUCCCUGGGCCUGGUGUUCCAAUUCAAGAAUCAUAGUGCUUGGAUAUGUCAGUAAUGUUUGAGACAUCAAUAUUUUGAAUAAUUACUGCAGAAAUGGAUUUACUCCUCCAUGCUUUCUCAGUUCCACAUGCUCUUGUUCUUCUGUAAACUUCAAAUGCUUGACCAAUAGGACCUCGUCUGUGUUAAGAAUGAAGUCAUAUACGGCUGUAUUAGCAAUAUGGGCAAGCUAGGAUUGGCGAUUUACUAUUAAGGUCAUUACAUCUAUCCAUCGCGCUUUGUCAUAUUUGAAAUCUAGUCCUGCUAAGCUUAAAACCACAAGCACCAUCAGCAUUGAAACCAUUAUCAAACAUCAUAACUAUCAAUUUAUUAUAAUCCAAUAUUUGUAUGUAGCAUUCAAACUCCUAGAUGAAUCGUGGCCUUGUAGACGAAGUAUAAAAGUUACGUUAUUAAUGAUAAUAACUGGAAGAUAUUGGACUAGAAAGCUAUAUACAUGUCACCUUGGUAAAAUACAAGCUGCUUUCUUCAGACUCUGCUUUAUAGAAUUCAUAUUUAGAUCUUUCGUUUGAAACCUAGCAGACCCAUAGAAAAAUAAUAAUUUAAUACCUAAAAUACUUCAGAAAUACAUGUAUUGACACUAUUGCAUAAUGCUUCAUCCUAUAUUAGUCAUGGUUUUUUUUCAGUUUUACCAGAAACAUGACUGUUUUUAUGGGAAGUAUUUACUAUUUUUAUGGGAAGUAUUUAGUAAAAGCUUGCACUUACUAGCUCAUCCUGGUACACAUUUUGUCAGGAUUUCCUUAUUACUGAACCUAGUGUUGUGAUCAAAUAUUCAGUCAGACUCUUCUGAUUGUAUGGUCAGUAAAAAGUUUGACCUGGUAAACAAUUUUCAGAAUCAAUGUAAGGCUUGAUCUUAUUCAAAAUGCCAUGGUCAAUGUAAAGCUUGUUGAGUCUGUUGAAUUAUACCAUUAAGUUUUGUACAUAUUUUUCCUCCCUGUAUUUGCACGGACUAUAUGGAUUUUUGCAUUGUGAAGUAUCUAUAAUAUUAUGUGUGUAUUUACUAAUGUCAUGUUGAGAGUUUAUGCCAGUGUACAGUAUAAUCUCGUUAUACUGUCAAAGUUUGUUCAGUGAAAAUUUUGUGUUGUAUAAUGUAAGGGGGUUUGUCAAUAUAUCUUAGAAAUUAAAGGGUGAUUAAAAGAAUAUUUAUGGUAAGUUAUGCGACACAUGAAGUGAGAGGCAUUAUAUUGAGGUUUUACUGUAUAUUUUAUGUAGAGUGAAAAAUAAUUUGUACACAUAUAUUAUACAUGUACCUGAUAUUCAAUAACAAUAUUGUCAAUUAGCUUCAUGCUACCUAAUAUACGUGUAUAUCUAUAUAUCUAUACAUAUAUGGGCAAUGUGCAAAUAAGUAUCAUAUCUUUGUGCAGCGGUAACAUUAAUUUGAUCAAUAUAAAUAUAUGAUACACAGUCUACAAGAAAUCAAACUUUGAUUGAUAUUGAUUUACCACUUUUUUAUAUGCUAGAUAUUUCAUAUGUUUUUACACCUGCGUUUUAGAAUAACCAUGUUGUUUGUAAGGUGAUGCUUGGUUUAACAUGUGGCGUUGUUAGCCUGAUAAUUUAUCAAAUAACACACACACUCGUACUGCAAGUAUAUAUAGUUAAUCAAAUUUUACAAGUACUGUAUUAAGAGCUUUGUAUUCAUUUCUCGGUGUUGUGGAAAUCCUGUAUGUUGCGUAAUCAAUACCUUCAUCAAGAGAAAAAUAUCAGAUAUAUUAUACCAUACAAUUUAAAAUGUAUGCGGUUCUUGAUAUUGAAUUGAAAAAGAAAUAGAGUAUUAUAAGCAUAUUCCAGUUCUGUCCCGGUCAAUAUGUAUGCUGUAUUGAAAUACAUGAAUGAUCAUAUAUCUAUAUAUAUAUAUAAAGAAUCUAUGAAGAUUGUUUAAUUAAUGAAGGUGAUAUAAUUAAUAAAGAAAUGAGCAUUUAGAUUUAUUUUCGAUUAUCUCCCUUAGAUUAAAAAUAGCAUUUAGUAAAUCUCAGUCUGAAUAUUAAUGAACACGUUUGUACAAUAGUUAAAGAAGCUUUGUUGAUUAUCUGGUAAGCCGAAGCUGUGCUACCCUUACAGAAUGGUUAUAAAGGGAACCGUUUGAUACAAAUCUAUUUGUCAGAUAUAUAGUACUUAAUACAGUGGACAUGCAUGUGUAAAUCUGAAUUACCAGAAGCAAGUUUGCAUGUACAGACUGGAGGAGUUUGAACCAACUUAAGAUAAUUGAAACUGUGAGGGAAUGUACACACAAAUGUUUAUGUUAUAAAGUAACAAAUCCAAGGCUGCAGUAAAAAUAUAAAUACAUAGAUGCUUAGAUUUUAUUCUGACAAAAUUAGAAUUUUACAAUCCUUUGGCAGUCGGCUCUAAAGUAAAAAAUAAUUAAACAUAUAUAUACAUUGAAGAACAUGUAUAUAAUGACUUCAAUUCAGGAAGAUUGCAAUAUGAAUUUACCUUAUAACACUUCAUACAUUAACAGUACUUUCUUGUUAUAUUAAAAAGAACUAACACUGUAGAACAGAUUAACUAUUCAGGUUCCAUGAUCUAAUCAGGUUUACUGUGUGUUUAAUACUGGUGUUAAUGUAAAUGAGCUAUAAUAUACAGUAUUUAUUUUCCUGUCUGGUUCAGGUUGGUUUCAAAUCUUCAUCACAUGACGCUUUUAAUAUUUAUAAGGUGGGUUACACAUACUUUGAUUUCCCUCACUAUAUAAUUUCAGCACUAGCUACACUUCCAAAUCUGUUUUUUUCUUUCCGUUUCAUUGAUCUUAAUAAGGUGUUUUCUAGAAGGGAUAUUGAGAUGGUGACAGAGUCUGCUAGUCAUCUGUUUAAUUUUGUGUCGGGGACGGUUGACCUGUGUAUCUUUUACUUUUACAGUAAUCUAUUCAUCAUGUCGGUCAAACAUUUGUUGCGCAAUAGGAUAAGUAUUUAUGUGAUCAACAGGUAUAUUAUGGGUCACUUGUAAUACAGCCACUAGAUGGCACAUUGCUUGCAAGAGGUUUUCUCCUCUUCUCCCCCCUCCAAUUUUUUUUUAACAAUUUCGUAUUCCAUUUAAGAGUAGUUUGGGAUGUAAAUCAAAUACAUGAAAUGGAUGAAAAUAAUAGAAACAUUAUCCUUAAAAAAAGAGUAAAUUUCAUGGCUCUCUGAAUUAUAUUUGAAAAGCAUGUUGUUUUAAAAAUGUGUGCAGCCAUCAAUCCAUGUCGUGAAAAACUACAGGUUCAAGUGUCAAAGUUUAUGAAGAUAAAGAUAAGGAUGACAUGUAUAUAGGUGGGGACCAAUGUAUCUGUUAGAUUUAAGAGUAUUUGAUCCCUCGUGAGUCGAGAUGACCGAUUUCUACUGCAUGUGUAUGUAUGUGACGUACAUACAGGUAUCAAAUCAUACAAGUUGUAGAAAUAAGAAGUUUUGUGUGUGAUAUAUUUGUGUAGAAGCGUAGUUUCAUCACGACAAAAUUGCUUUGUCCAGGGUUGUAUAUAUAUAUAUAUAUCCAUCGCUUUACGUAUAUCUGUUUUCUAUUUAACAUUUUUUUGUGAUAUCCAUUACAAGUUUAUUGAUGUUAUUGAAUGAACUGUUUAUUUGUUUUGCUUUUACAAGCUGAUUCCACCUGCUGAAUAAUCAAACCAUUUGAAAACAAAUCCUUACAUCAUUUUGAACUGGGACCGUAUAUACUAUAAUACAGUUAUAUAUAAUCGUAGUCCCAGGUUCUAGUUUAAAUUUUUUCUCAUUACUUAAUAAUCUAUAAUCAAAAUGAUAUAUGCUUUAGUGGAUUAUUUGCUUGGAAAUGAGAAGAAAAGUUAAUUCCUACAACAACUUGGAAUAUAUAUAUCAUUCUCUGUAUGGAGUGCACCAAUUGCUAUGAAAUGUUGACCGUAUAUUUACAUAUUACUCGGUAGUUGGCUUUUGUGGCCAGUGAUAUAAAGCUUUAUAUAGUGUUAGUAUUAGGUUGUGUGAUCAGUAUGAUUGUGUUGUGGUCUUAUUUGGUAAGAACGAACGGUUGAGUUUUCACUUGUGUAUUAAUAAAUAAGUAAAAAGACUAGAUCUGUUUUGAAUGUUGCCAACUGUAAGGAAGUUAUUUUGAAAGGGAUUUUAAUCAUUGAAGCAGGAAUGUACGGCUUUAAACUUCUUUGAUUGAAGGAAAAAAUUAUACAUCUUGUGGUAUACACCAAUCUUGAAGUCGAUUGAAGGAUUCAUAAGUUGAAAUUUGAUGAAAAACAAACUUGACAUCAUUCUUGUAAAGAACAAUAGCAUUUUGGUCCACAGUAAAGAGAUUGUAUCUAUGGUUAACUUCUUGCUUUUCAUACAGACAGCCAGGCAUUGAGUGUGGAAUUGUCAGAGGUUGUUGUCAUGGUAACGUAACCACAGAACUCUCUUUUGGCUGAUGACCGUAUAGUUCCUUCCUAGUGAGAAAACACUGAAUAAAAACUUCAGUAUUCAAAAAAAAGAGAUUGAAAAACAAAUAUCUCAAAUAUUUGUGAGGCUAUGUUAGUUACAGAGGAUGCUUUUUAAGUUGUGAUGUAAACAGAUAGAGCAAGCAUGAAACAGUCGGCAACAUUUAAUGAGAUACAGUUCAGUUUAUUCGUAAUAUAUAUAAGACAUUGACGAUUGCUUUUGUGUAUAUCAGUAUAGGAAAUGCACACAGAAUAAAUCCUCUUUGUUUGUGACUGUGAAGUAUUAAUGAGUGGAUUUUAUCACUAGUUGAAGUGCAAAAUGAGUCCCAAUUUUUCCUGUCUCAAUUUUAAAUUAGAUAACUUUAUUACUGUUCGACGAAGAUCAAGGGAGGAGCACUCUUAUUAUUGUGCCAUGAAUUCAAUGUCAAGUGUAGCCAUUUUUUUUUUCCAUACUUUUUUCCUUGUGAAACUUACGCAGGUAUUGUGAGAAACAUUUGUGUAUCAAUGUGAAAUCAUGAUUUUGAAUCAGUAAAUAGAAAUAAAAAUCUUUAACUUAUG